AUUCACCGGUUGUUUUUAGACGACAGACGACAGAAGUACUAAUAGCGCAAGAGCUGUAAAACGUAACUUGAACAACCUCCAGAAUCCAGUCAGUUUGGUGUUCUGUUUAGACUCUAUCAUCACCUCAACGCCGUUGAUCUCGAUGGACGCUAAAACAGCUAAGGCAAAGCUUGAAGCAGCUAAGCAGAAAUUAGGACGAGAUAUCCGCGUCUUCCAAACAUCAAUUGUUUCUCAAACUCAGAUUGAUGCAUCUAAUAAUAAUAAUGAUGAGGAAGAUGACAUGUAUGAGUUUACUCCCGCGGAUUAUUAUCGCGUGUUGGGUCCAAAAAAGCAAGAUAACGUCUUAAAGACUCGAAAAAUCCGAGAAGCCGAAGAGGCUGCCCGCAGGUCAAGAAUAACCAAGGCCGUAAUUCGGGUUCGGUUUCCUGACAAUCUCACAUUGGAAGUGACAUUUCAUCCAUCAGAGACCAUUCAGCUCUUAUUUGAUUUUCUCAAGAAUGUUCUCGCAAAGCCAGAACUCCCAUUUUACUUAUAUACUACUCCUCCUAAGAAGCAUAUCAAGGAUAUGUCCCAGGACUUCUACUCAGCUGGCUUUGCUCCUGGUGCAAUUGUCUACUUCUCACAGGAUCUGCCAAAAGGUGAUAAUGAAGUAAAUGAAUCAGGUUCUUUCCUUCAAGAGGAGAUCAUAUCAUUACAAGGAUUGGAACUCAUAGCUGAACAGGUAGAACCUGUCCAACCUGCCCCAGAAAGAUCAGAACCAGCAGUAGAAAUACCAUCCGCAGCUGCUAAAGAGCAAAAGGCCGCAGAUAAAAAGGCCGUCAAACCAAAAUGGCUGAGAAUGUGAUACUCUUGAGCUAACAAAUUGAGCUAUUUUAUAUCUUUCCAAAAAUACAUCCAUGUUUAAUUAUAUACCUUAAUAUUAGGUGUCUCUUGUAUAAGUGAAGAUUCAAUACCUAGUAACCUUUGUUGCAUGAAUGGACACCGGAGAUGAUUUGCCAUCCAGCACUUCCGUAAACUAAGGAUGUAUCAUAUGUAUUCAAGUGAGCAGUAUACCAUAAGCAAGCCUAAUAUUUUCCUGACAGUAUAACUUUUCUGCAUUGUACACUUAUUAUAAUCGUUUUCGUUCAU
Molecule: messenger RNA, 1128 nt
Organism: Daucus carota subsp. sativus
Lineage: Eukaryota; Viridiplantae; Streptophyta; Magnoliopsida; Apiales; Apiaceae
Product: plant UBX domain-containing protein 1
Exons: 7
Coding region: 143-844 (233 amino acids)
Biological process (GO): protein-containing complex disassembly
Molecular function (GO): ATPase binding
Source: RefSeq, a predicted model, not a curated record